UUGACCAGGGUCCAGGGAAAUAGAGCUCUACCAUUGCCCCCAAUGAGCCCCAAGUCUAGCUACCUCCCCCAGACAAAAUUGGAGGCAAAUCCAUGCUUGCCAGAUUCCCACCAAAGCCGGCUCUCCUCCAAGCUUGCUGGGAUGAAAAAAUAGCUACAGGUUCCUUUUGGAUUCGCCCUGGAUAUGAUGCGGAAACUGCUUUAGCACUUCAGAACAGUGAUGACGUCCUUUACUGCGAAGCUGAGGCCCCUCAGAGUGUCGAGAAAGAGAAACCCACCCGGGAGGAUUCAGAAACCGACUUGGAAAUUGAAGACACAGAGAAAUUCUUCACCAUUGGACAGAAGGAGCUGUACCUGGAGGCCUGCAAGCUGUUGGGUGUAGUGCCCGUCUCCUACUUUAUCCGGAACAUGGAGGAGCCCUACAUGAACCUCAACCAUCAUGGGCUGGGCCCCAAGGGUACCAAGGCCAUUGCUAUAACUCUGGUGUCCAACACGACGAUCCUCAUACUGGAGCUGGAAGAUAACUACAUCAAAGAGGAAGGGGUCUUGAGUCUGACGGAGAUGCUGCAUGAGAACUACUACCUGCAGGAGCUGAACUUGUCUAACAAUGACCUUGGGUUGGAGGGUGCCAGGAUCAUCUCAGACUUCCUCCAGGAAAACAACUCUUCACUCUGGAAACUGAAACUUUCAGGAAACAACUUCAAGGAGGAAUCUGCUGCACUUUUAUGCCAAGCCCUGUCGUCCAAUUACAGAAUUAGGUCACUGAACCUCAGCCACAACCAAUUCUCUGAUGUAGGAGGGGAGUACCUGGGACAGAUGCUCGCCCUCAAUGUAGGGCUCCAGUCGCUGAACCUGAGCUGGAAUCACUUCCACAUUCGGGCAGCUGUGGCCCUGUGUAACGGUCUCCGGUCUAAUGUGACCCUGAAGAAACUGGAUGUCUCCAUGAAUGGCUUUGGGAAUGAAGGAGCUCUGGCUCUGGGGGAUGUCCUCAGAGUCAACAGCUGUCUGGUCUACAUAGAUGUCAGUAGCAAUGGCAUCACCAACGAGGGAGCCUCCAGAAUCAGCAAAGGAUUAGAAUACAAUGAGACCCUCCAAGUACUGAAGCUUUUCCUGAACCCUAUGAGUAUAGAGGGGGCAUUUUUUCUUAUCAUGUCCAUCAAGAGGAACACCAAAUCCAGGAUGGAAGAGCUUGAUAUCUCUAACAUUCUGGUAACAGAGCAGUUUGUAAAAGUCCUGGAUGGGGUCUGUGCCAUUCACCCCCAGCUGGAUGUGAUAUACAAGGGAAUGCAGGGUCUCUCCAGCAAGAAAACCAUGUCUCUGUGCACCAACCCCAUGAAACUGAUCCAGAACUAUACAGACCAACAGAAGAUCUCAACCUUGGAGUUCUUCAAGAACUUGACUCCAUCGAGAUCAAUGACAAUGUCUGUGGGGGAUUUCCGGAAAGCCAUGUUACAGCAAAACAAGGUCCCCAUCAACCGGUACCAGGUCAGGGAGAUCAUAAAGAAGCUGGAUGAGAAGAAGGGUAUGGUGGACUUCAGAACCAAAACACCGUGUUCACUAGCUCUGGAGCUGGAGCCAAAUGGCAAGCGUAGAGGGGUUGGACACAGGAGCUGCCAGGCCCAAGCAGGCCAGGGAACGAGGACACCUCCUGCCAGCUGCCCAGGGCCCAGCGAGGGGAUGUUGGGCUCUGCUUCCAUCAUCUAUCAGGGCAAAGGGGUCAUUGCCCAGGGCUCCUGGGAGCAGAGUUCAAGGUGGCACCUGACCUUCAUCUUCCACCAGCAGCAAAGCACCAACCCUACACAACGAAGACAGGCAUGCUUUGUGUGCUGUGCUUUUAAAAACCCGUCACGGAGAACGCUGAAGGCAGGUACCAGCCAAGAAAAACGGAGAGGCGGGGCAGGGGAGACAAUCACCCGAAAGCGGGGCCUUCGGGAAGGUGGUACCCCACCCCCUACCCGGAUGGGAACUGCUAAGCCACGAGGGGCUUGUCUGCCGGUGGGCCAGGUCACCAGGGCUGUGUCAUGCUGA
Messenger RNA from Phodopus roborovskii (desert hamster), 2027 nucleotides. It is a transcript of the gene Lrrc74a, whose product is annotated as leucine rich repeat containing 74A. The coding region runs from base 93 to 2027 and encodes 644 amino acids. The transcript has 16 exons. Gene Ontology annotation, molecular function: protein binding. The record is from RefSeq and is a predicted model, not a curated record. Lineage: Eukaryota; Metazoa; Chordata; Mammalia; Rodentia; Cricetidae.